AUGUCUGCCUUCCAGCAGCGACCGCACUUUCGCACGGAUUCGUCGGACGCAUCAUCACAUGCCUCGUCCGCCUCAGGCUCGUCCUAUCAGCUCAUACUGGACCACAUUCUGACCUACCCGGCCACUUAUGAGAUCCCGCUGCGGACGAUGUAUACACUGAACUGUGCACCGCGGGCACAGCCAAUGCAUAGCCGCACUGCCACGCCGUCGAGUGCAGGUAGUUCUCCUGUGGUCUCGCAGAACCCUUGGCACGAUCACCAGACUACACAGAACUUCACCGAGAGUCUCAUGGCUCAGAUCUCACAACUGCCAAAUCAGCCGUCGUCUUUGCCACCCAGCUUCAUCACUUCCUUUGUUAGGAAAUGCUUCCCCUCGGAUUUGGUCUGUGUGGACUUUCCCCAAGCUCUUACCGGUCUUGACUACCUCAAGGACUUGGAGAGUCGUCGACGAAGGGAGGUUGCAGCUGCCAUGAGCCGAUUGGCCAUUGACCGAACCACGUUGGAAAUGGACGGCGACUCUCUGUCGGAUCGGUAUCCAGGCGUGAAGCAGUGGGUGACUGACAUCAAUGAAAAGGAACGCAAAGUCGAAGCACUUUACACUCAAGUGUAUGUUGCGUUGCGACGAUGGAUCUUGGUGAAUGAAAUGGCCUUGCUACCCUUCAGCAAGCACAACUGCAUGGCCAUGCUAAACACUUUAUAUCCGCCAGUCACUUCGACACAGCCUACGUCGAAGCUGACUCCUGCCGUAAUGCAAGCGCAGCGUCAGGGUUUCUUCAAGUAUAUUCUGAACGUCGAGCAGAGAGGACCUCAUAUCUUGAACACUCUCAUGGACCAAGGUAAACUACCGGGCGAGCAGAACGGCUGGGCUGCGGUGACCAGGACCAUCAGCAUGUAUCUGCAACUCGCCAAUAGCAUCAUUUCCGAAUGCUUUGACAUAUCGAACGUGCAUGAUUUGUCCCCGCGCACUUCUGGAGAGCUUACGCGUUCGCGCUCUCGUCAAGGCCGAAAAGUCGACUCAGGCGUAAGCUUUCACAGCAGCGGCAAAGGCUCACGACCGAAUAGCGACUCUGAGCCUCUAUCGCCUACGGAGCCACUACCGCGACCGAGAACACCUUCGGGCUCAAGGAAUGGCACGGCGUUGGAGAAACUCGCGCGAGGUCUGAAGACGAUCGGACGAAGCAGGACAGAUGUCACUGAGAUCAGUGAAGGCUCUCUUCACAGUCCGACAUUUCCAGCAACUAGUGUUGACAAACCACGGACUCUGCGGAAAAUGCGCAGUUUGGGCUCGCUACAGUCGUCGCCGAAAUUACAGGGCAGCUUGGCCAAGUCCGCCGAUGCGCCUGCCUUCGACGUUGACGCGAUGAGGAUGCAACGCAUGAAGUACGAAGCAAAUGCAUCCGCAGCUCAGAAAUUUGGCUCGCGAACAGCGCACGAGGUCUAA
Recurvomyces mirabilis is the source of this 1440-nucleotide messenger RNA. RefSeq lists its product as uncharacterized. The transcript has a single exon. The record is from RefSeq and is a predicted model, not a curated record. The coding region runs from base 1 to 1440 and encodes 479 amino acids. Lineage: Eukaryota; Fungi; Ascomycota; Dothideomycetes; Mycosphaerellales; Teratosphaeriaceae.